AUGUAUAGUACAUGUACAUUGUUCAGUGUACAUGUACAUGUACAUUACAUGCACACUCCAAAAAUCAGGGUGACUUCAAAAUCCUGCAGAUUGAACAUGGCUGAUCAAGGCUCUGCCAGUUUGCUCAAUCUCCAAUCUGCCGCCAUCUUCCUGUUGAUUUUCGUCGUGGUCUUCAAGCUGUUCCGACGUCCAAAGAACCUUCCUCCGGGGCCCUGGCGAUGGCCUUUCCUCGGGAACUUCGUGGCGCUGACUCGGUCUGGGAAACAUCCCCACGAGGUGUUGGCGGAGUGGGCCCGGCGGUACGGCGGCGUCAUGUCGGUCGGGGUGCCACCGUCGUCACGGUCUGCUGUCAUCGUAGUGAGCGACCUUGACAUCGCCAAGGAGUUGCAGUUGAAACAAGGAGAUCACCCUAUUGACAGGGCCACCUUGCCAUUGAUGGACACAAUUUCAGACACUCGAGGGAGCUUUGUGUGGAGCAAGGGCGAGACCGCCAAAGAAGUGAGGCGUUUCGGCCUCGGCGCCUUUCGAAAAAUGGGAGUCGGCAAGAAAAGUCUGGAGCACAGGAUCAACGAAGAGGCUCGAUACCUAGUGGAACGUAUCGAGGCUGAAAAGAAUCGGCCCUUUGAUCCAAGCCACCCCAUCCACAAGGCCGUGUCCAACAUCAUCUGCUCCAUAAAUUUUGGGUCCCGCUUCGAUUACGACGACCCAAAAUUCAAGAAGUUGCUUGGGAGUUUACAAGUUGUGUUUGAGAGCACAGGAGUUACAUCAUUGGGAAACUUGUGCCCCCUUCUCUACUACACCCCACUUUUUGCAAAAUUGAGAGAAUGCACCAAGUUUAACAGAGAAUCUAUCACAGCAAUAGUUCAGGAACAUCAAGAUUCCUUUGACGAGAACGAUUUCCGGGAUAUCACCGAUAUGCGCAUUGCGGACAUCAGAGAGAAAGAGCGGACUGGGCCUGCUCCGACCAUCACCCACCAACACAUCUGGCGGGGUAUCCUGGACUUGUUCGGCGCUGGCACGGACACAACUUCAAACACCUUGCUGUGGCUGAUAUCUUUCAUGCUCAAAUACCCCGAAGUACAAGAUAAGAUCCAGCAAGAGAUUAAUGAAGUGGUGGGAAGCGACCGUCAGCCAUCUUGCGGGGACCGUCCCAGCAUGCCCUACACCAAUGCAGUCAUCAAUGAAGUCCAGCGCCUACGUACCGUGGCACCGUUUGCUUUGCCGUACGUGACAACACAAGAGUUGCAGUUACAAGGAUACACCAUUCCCAAGGGAAGCGGUGUGAUUAUAAAUCUAUGGGCGAUGAUGAACGACCCCAAGGUUUGGGAUCGGCCAGAGGAGUUCAACCCCGGACGUUUCCUGAGCAAAGACGGCAAGACAAUGAUCCAGCACGAAGCGUUCAUACCAUUCUCCCAAGGUCGUCGGAGUUGUCUAGGCGAAGGGCUAGCCAAGAUGGAGCUGUUCCUCUUCGCUACUAACCUCUUCCAGUGGUUCACAUUUAUGCUACCGCCAGGGGCGCCUACACCAGCAUUGAAGGGGAUCAGUCAUUUCACCUUUGUUCCGGAGCCGUUUAGAGUAUGCGCAGUUAAACGCUAGGCUUGAAAAAAGCUGUUUGAAGAUUGAUUGGUCCAAACUUUCAGAGACUGAUAUUGUCUGUGCUUUUAUUUUGCUACGACAGAAUUGAACCAUACCAUUUUGAGUCCUCGUAGAUGUAUUUGAAAUCAGAUUCAACUCUUUCCAGUAUACAUGAAGUUUUUGUGAUCAUUAUUUACUUACGUAUACACAAUAGCAGCCGUGAACGAUGUUUUUUUAUAUAGCCUCAGAGAAACUCUUUCUUUUCUGUAAUGUCUCAGGUAUCUGAAAUGUAUUCAGUUUUGCCUACAGAAGCAUGUCAGAUCGGUAGCGUUUGAUGUUUUGAGCAAGACAAGAAAAAAUUAUAAAAAUCGAGAAAAUCUUCAUUCCUGACAUGCCCAUCCCUUGGGGAAUUAGAUGACUCGAAAUUUUGAUAAAGUUGUUGGAUUUUUCUCUGUAAAAUGAUUAAAACGGAAAUGGUAAGCAGAUUUCAAAGACAAGCCUGGCUAAGGAUCUGCAUUUGA
This is a messenger RNA of Acanthaster planci (crown-of-thorns starfish), 2096 nucleotides long. Its product is annotated as cytochrome P450 2U1-like. NCBI's taxonomy places the organism in Eukaryota, Metazoa, Echinodermata, Asteroidea, Valvatida, Acanthasteridae. Gene Ontology annotation, molecular function: oxidoreductase activity, acting on paired donors, with incorporation or reduction of molecular oxygen, reduced flavin or flavoprotein as one donor, and incorporation of one atom of oxygen; heme binding; iron ion binding. Gene Ontology annotation, biological process: xenobiotic metabolic process. The record is from RefSeq and is a predicted model, not a curated record. Gene Ontology annotation, cellular component: cytoplasm; intracellular membrane-bounded organelle.